AGUCGACAUCUGCGAGUCUUACGUCACUCUUGAAGACUCCGCUUGCGGGUUUCUUGAAGACGGAAUAGAUUUGUCCGUCCGAUGACUGGAACGAGUGACUUCACGAACUUUACGUGAGCGCGCGCUGCAAACGCUUUAAUUUACACACCGAAUACAAUCGCGCGAGUCGAACGGGACCAGAGUGACACGAUAUACGAGUCCGAUGAGAAGCUUGAAGUCCUCGUUUGACCUGCAUGCGAUACACGCUACAUGUUGGGUAAAGGCCUGAAACGGAAGUUGGAGCAGGAGGAAGAGAAUGGCGUGAUGAAGAUGGCUUCCCCUCGGGAAGUGUCGCCCACCUGCUACUGGCUUCAGCGGCAGACCGUGCUCAACCUCUCCCUGCUGAAGCUGCACAGCCAGCCGGGACACACGGACCCAGGCCUGGCCCGCAGGGUGCUCAUCACAAACACGCUCAGGCACAUCCAGGACGAGCUGAGAGGGGAGGAGGGGGUCCUUCUGCCCCCAUCCGUUCCCAGACAGCAGCCCCCUUCAUCCCCCGUUAUAAAGGACAGCUUCACCGCAGCCCUGGCUGAAAUUGAAUCUCUCUGUCCAACAGUGGGAAUAACAGCUUUGUUCUCUACAGAGGCGGCCCGCUCACUCACAUCAGACCAGAACAUGCCAGAUAUCACUAGUAGCACUGACCUGAUUAAUUCAGGUGAAUCGAGAAAUACAGAUCCUGAUCUUUCUGAAAUGCACAGCAGUGUGGACUCACCUAUCACUCUCUCUGACUCCGCCCAGUCAGCAUUUAGCCACACCCCCUCAUUUCUCGGUGAUUUCUCAUUGGACGAUUUCCUGUUCACGGAAAUAGACAACAUCCUGUUCGACAACACCCCCUGCAAUUCAUCCCUGAGCGCGACCUCAGGCACGUCGAGAGUCGUUUCCAUGGUAACGGACGACCUCGUUAAGACGCUCGCUGGUUACGGAAAUGGUGGGACGAGCCAAUCGGCUCUUCCGUCUAAUCAGACUUUCAAACUGGAUCUGAACGAACUGGAUCACAUUAUGGAGGUUUUGGUUGGGUCAUAAUUUGACGUGCAAAUUAUACUUUUUGUACUUGUAUCAGGAAAUAUUAAGGUGAAUUGGUAUGUACAGCAAAAAGGUUACUAUGGCAAUGAGCGUGUAUGUAUAUGUUCAUAUAUUUAUUUUGAUACUGUAGCAGAGGGUGCACAAUGUGAUGUAAUAUAUUGCAGCCAUUUUGUAAUAUCAUUAUAAUGUUAUAAAGUGAUAUUUUAAUACUCUUUUUCUUUUGGAAAUUUAAUAUGAAUUACAUUAUUUUAGUAUUUUAAAUUUUUAAAUAAAAGAAAUUUCAAAAUAAAAUGUCUUUCAGUUUGUACUUUUAAAAUAAACAAGUGCUGUCAAAAUUAGCGCAUGCGAUUAUUUUUUUCAGUUUAGCGCGUUAAAAAUAGCAUAUUUAACGCAACAUCCGUUUUUUCCGUCAUAAUUUAGUUAGCGUUACAUUACAUGUUCUUAUUCACGCAAAUGCUUUUAAACCAUUCAAGCGCCACAAGACAAACGAGAACGCGCUGUCUGUGAAUGUUGUGUCAUGUGACACACACGACACGUGUGCACAGAAAGACGCGCGCCAUUAUCGAGUUCUCUUUCGCGCUUGAACAAACAGUAACACACAGAAGUAUGACAAAAUGCCCGUUUUGUCGAGUAUCCUCAUAAGAGCAGUCUUAAAUGAGUUAAGCAACGUCUAAAAUGAACAAAGAGUUGUGAGAAAAUUACAUGUGCGUCAUGUUCGGCAGCGGCAGCUCUUAAAGUCACAACAGCCUAAUAAACCAGUUGCUGUGAUGUCUGUCAUUAAUGAUAAUAAAAGAACAAAGGUAACAGAAAACUGUUGCUUUAAUAAGGAUUAAUCUAUAUUGUAGACUGUAAAGUGUUUAAUAACUUUAUUCAAUUUCUGUAUAUUUCUGUAGGCGCAGGUAAAUAUGACAUUUUUAUAAUGGGUUUAUGUGAAGAUUGUUUUAAGUUCACUUAAAUUAAAAGUUAUUUUUUUUAAAGCCUAAUAAAUGUUGAAAUUGAUAGCUUUUAGUUAUAUUGUAAUGUUGAAUGUCUAUAAUUAACGUUAAAAAAAUCAAUUUCGUAGAGACGUCAGUAGCAGUAUUAGUAUCAGUGAUACUGGCCUUCAUUCAUAAAAAGAUGCCAUUAACAAAUAUUUUAAAUAUACUGUCUUUAAGAUGUUUCUACAUUAAUAUGGAGAGUAACUGAAAUUAUUACGAUUAAAAACAUUGGAGUAUUUAAUAUUUGUAUAUUGUGAUUAAUCGCGAUUAAUUACAGAAAAAAUGUGUGAUUAAUUCGUUAAUUUUUUUUAAUUGACAGCACUAAAACAAACCAAUGAAAUACAGACAUGUGACAAGAUUUCACACCAAAACAGCAUUUUCUCUUAAAUUAUUUUAAUUUCUUGUGUACACUUAAAGAAAAUUUACACACUAGUUUGUUUGUUUUUUCAAAGAACCCAGGCAUGCGCGAUUGACCUCGGUACAGGCUCUUUAGAGAUAUCAUUCAUCUGUAUGAGUUUUCCAUAGGAAUUUUCCCAUAACAAUUUUUACAUGUUCCAUAGUUUGACUGUACACAGUCCGAAGCCACAGUUAACUAUGUAAGCAGUUCUUCCGUAUAUCUUUACAAUGUGCAAAAUCCUCCAGGAGACAGAAUAAACAAUGACACACAAAAAAAAAAAAGUACUGGGAGAAAAAAAAGCCAAAAGAUGGGAAACGCUUUGCGGAUGUUUCUGGUGAACAUUUCCCAUCAUGCACUCCUGGCGUACAAGACCACACUGUGAUUGCAGACGUCCUCCAAAAAGAGUCGCUUAGGAUUUGGCAGAUUAAAUAAAA
Molecule: messenger RNA, 2870 nt
Organism: Ctenopharyngodon idella (grass carp)
Lineage: Eukaryota; Metazoa; Chordata; Actinopteri; Cypriniformes; Xenocyprididae
Gene: sertad2a
Product: SERTA domain containing 2a
Exons: 2
Coding region: 250-1062 (270 amino acids)
Cellular component (GO): nucleus
Molecular function (GO): transcription regulator activity
Source: RefSeq, a predicted model, not a curated record